Messenger RNA from Eurytemora carolleeae, 1523 nucleotides. RefSeq lists its product as uncharacterized. Gene Ontology annotation, biological process: SCF-dependent proteasomal ubiquitin-dependent protein catabolic process. Gene Ontology annotation, cellular component: SCF ubiquitin ligase complex. Lineage: Eukaryota; Metazoa; Arthropoda; Copepoda; Calanoida; Temoridae. The record is from RefSeq and is a predicted model, not a curated record.
AAAACGUUACGCCGGCUUGAGAUAAAUCACUCUGAGUCAGUUGGAGACUCUGGUGCAGUACACAUUACUAAAUUUGAAAACCUUGAACUCUUGGGGAUUACAGAAACCAAUGUAGGUUUGGCAACUUUGGCUAUUGCAAUAUUUGGAUUGCCGAAACUCAAAAACUUGCCAAUGGGUGAUUUUUUAUGUGAUGUUUUGGAGUUUGUUGAGAUGGAAGAUACUCAGGUUUGGAGGAGGGGUGAUCCUUGUCCUAGAUUGAAAAUCCAGGAGUUUUGUUGUUCUGAGAUCUACCAUUUUCACUCCACAAAACAAAUGACUAGAGUUUCAAACAUGUGUCCUUAUAUUAGAGAAGUAAGUUUCUUCUACGAUGGCGAGGAGCUGUGCGAACUGAAUACUCUAAGCCUUCUUCCAAAACUGGUUCAGCUCAAGCUCAAUGGUGGAGAUGUCAGCAAGGACCCAAUAAGAGAAUUUUUUGAGAUGAUUGGCCCUAGACUAGAGAGACUUGAGUUAAAUCAUAUAGAAAAUAUCGACAAGCAAUUUAUAGUACAGCUCUCUGUUUGGUGUCCAAAUCUACAAUAUCUUAGCUUCUCAGCUUGCUCUUUUCUGGACUAUGCCUCCCUUCACAGAGAAUUGUUUGAGUAUGCGAAUAGUGAAGGUCUUGACACAAUCGAGCAAAUUGAACUAGGUAAUCUUUUACGAGAUCAAGAAAAUGUAGCUUAUCAGAUUGAGGAUAUGAUUCAGCCAUUUUCAAAUUUAGUUGAACUGAACAUAUCUAGUUCCUGCAGUCGGGUCAUCUUGGUGUUUAUUCUUCUCUGCUGUCAGAAGAUAACCAGAUUAAACUUGGGAACCUAUACAGAUCUAACAGAUGAUGUGAUGCAACAAAUAAUCAGUGUAAACCCACUGACAAGGUUGGAAUUUCUUCACGUACAUAGCAGCAAAUAUUUAACUAAAUAUAGUCUAGAUCUAAUUCUCACCAGUUGCACCUCACUCAGAGAAAUAAAGGGUUUACCAUAUUGGAGUUGUGUAGGAGAAGAUGAAAGAAAUCAGUUAGUUCUGUGGAUCAAAAAGAACAAUGUUGAUUUAAGUAUACCUGAAAUUAUAUCAGCAGACCAAUCAAGUUUUUUCAAUACCAGGGUUGAACUGACUGAGAGUAUUAGAAAAUUUCUCUCCACACAGUAAUUAUUCUAAAAAGUGAAAUAAAUUUAUAUAUUCUGUUAUUAUUUCAUCUAUCUAUUACAAACUGAAGAGAGAUAGUUAUAUAUAAGACCAUUCCCCUGGGACCUAGUAGCCUGUAAUGUGUCCUAUAUUAGAAAAUUUCUCUCCACACAGUAAUUAUUUUAAAAGUGAAAUAAAUUUAUAAAUUCUGUUAUUAUUUCAUUUAUCUAUUACAAACUGAAGAGAGAUAGUUAUAUAUAAGACCAUUCCCCUGGGACCUAUGUAGCUUAUAAUGUGUUCUAUAUUAGAAAAUUUCUCUCCACACAGUAAUUAUUUUAAAAAGUGAAAUAAAUUUAUAAAUUCUGUUA